GUCUGACCGUCACCCGGGUUGCUUUCAUCCGUCCUGUCACCCGAAGGACUCCGCGUCGGACCGGCUGGGUCGGAUCUCUGGGCCUCUCCAGUAGCGGGAUGAAAGCGACGUGGUGAUUAAAAGGAGCAUCUCCUCCCCGUCUCUCUCUUCUCCAGAAGCGGACCCCGGCUUUAUUCUCCUACCGGCGGAGACAUGAGGAACCCACUGGCCGAUUUAGCCCUGACAUUCUGGCUAUUUCUAGAGUGUGUAGAAGCAAAAAAGUAUUGCUGGUAUUUUGAAGGCGGAUACCCCAUCUACUUCAUAUGUCGCUCCUAUGAGGACUGCUGUGGGACUCGCUGCUGUGUGAGAGCCCUGUCCAUCCAGAGACUAUGGUACUUCUGGGUGCUGCUGAUGAUGGGAGUGUUGUUCUGCUGUGGUGCUGGUUUCUUCAUCCGCAGAAGGAUGUAUCCGUCCCCUCUGAGAGACGAGCCAGCGUUCAACGUCUCCUUCACCAGGCACCCUGUCACCACGCCAGUUUCCCAGCAACCAGGAAGUAUGCAGGGCUUCGGGGUCAACGGGAUGACAGGUGGUGACCCGGGGGUUACCAUGACGCACCCAGCAUAUGCUGCACAGCCUGGCUCCGCCCAUAUGAUGAUGAGCUCCUACCCUCCACCUCCGUCCUACUGCAACCACCCACCACCGCCCUACGAACAGAUAUUUCAAAACAGCGACAAGAAGUAACGUCUGCACUAAGCACUGAGGACAUCGAACUUGACACAAGGGAAGGAAGUAAGGAAGGAAAGGAAAGAAGGAUGCAGCGAGGAGGAAUUAACAGGAAAAUCAGAUGAAGAUGAGGAAGAGGAGGAAAGCCUGACAAUUGUUUCCAACUUUUUGGAUGGAAAACACACAAUCUGUUGUUCAGUGGAAAAGACCAAAAGAGGCACCGUAACCAGAAUCAUCACACACACACACACACACACACACACACACACACACUCUCACACACACUCUGGAGUGAUUAAUUUAUGUGGAUCUAUGUGUACAGUGACGGCGCCGGGCCGAGGAUGGACCAGUUUAGGUUUAGGAUUCACUCACGUUCACCUCUCUCCUCCACCCUCCCAUCACAACCACAGCUAGAACUGUACAUCAUGUAUUAAGAUGUUGGAGAUAUGAUUUUCUAAUUAACAGUAAUCACAAAAAGACACUGAUGUACAAACGGUUCUUAAAACCAGUUUCAGUGAUGACACUGCAGCCGGGGCUUUUUACUAAAUGAAAGUUCUUGAUACAUUUUUUAUUUCAGUGUGUAGUUCAGUUGCGUAACGACCUAAUGAGCUACGACAGCAGUAACUGGCUUGUUCUCCUGUUCGCAGUGAUGAAGGCUUUCAGUUCAGCACCAGGUGAAUCACAUGGACGGAGCCAAGCUGAGAUGGUUUGUACCAACUCUGACGUGCUGUGUAAAGCUGGUGGUUUGUGCCAUAACGUUAUUCUGGAAGAUGACCACAACAGCUGUGACCAGCACAGUCAGUAUAGCUACACGAUCCUGUCCUGUACGUCCAGCAUGGGGAGCACUAGCUACAGCAUGUGCUGCAGAUGCUGCAUUCAUGCACGAUCAGGAAAACCAACUGUUAUUCUGACUUGUGUGCUAUUCCAAGAUGGUUCCCCCCGCUCUGUCACCAGCUUUAAAAACGUCCGACUUAAGCAGAAAAUUUAAUUCAUUCAAACAGUGGGAGCAGUUAAUUUGAUAUGACUUUUUCACCUCGAUGCACUUCAGUGAACUUUGACCCCUGAAUGAGCAGUUGACCAACAGAAGGCCGUGGUGACAGUGCUGAGGUUUGGGGGGAUGGAGUGCUCUCACUCCUCUGUCAGUGGGAACUACUUAUUUUGUAUUUUCACUGUAACUUGGAUCACUUUGGAAAAAGGUGUGUUCUCAUGGUCAAAGAGUGAGGUGACACAGUCUGUGUUUACAAAGACCAGUUCAAGUACAGCUGGUUUUUGUGUGUACGCAUCAUUUAUGCAUCUGGCCCCUGGUCUUUAGCCUUUUAGUCACGCCAGUUAAAAAGCCUAAAUUAGCUGCUUAUGUUGGAUUUAUAUUUGGAGCAGUUCAUUAACAAGUGAAACCAGAUACAAACAAACGGUGCACAGCUGCUUUUGCAUGUUUUUUUUAUGCACAACAAUUUUAAUUUUGAACAUGAAAACACUUUGAUUCACUUUGUGACUCGAGUCACGAUGAAAGAUCUGUGUGUCACUGUGGCAGAGAGAGAUGGGCCGUCUGUAUUCAAUGUGUAUGUGUAGGUUUACAUUAGGGAGAAAUACUUGGCUACAAUUUUAAAUCAAUGAUUUAAUGAUUAAAGGGCGUGUUGCCAUAAUUAAAUGUGCCAACAUUUACAUAAUUAGCGAGAAGGGGAUGCACAUGGUCGUUCUGCUGCUCUCUGUGUCGGGACGUGUAGGAGCUGCAGCAGUGAUCAGUGAAGGAGCAUCAGCUGCUGGAGACUGACUCCUCAUUCACAGUCAUUUCUUCUCUUCUUAAGAUUUACGCUAAGAUGUGCAGUUUUUCUUCAAGUUCCUGCAACAAAUAUCUCCAACACAUUGGUGGUGAAAUAUGGUGAAGUUCUCAUGGCAACAGUUGCUCAGGUAAAUCAGACCCUAGAUAAAAUGAAAUAUUUGAUGAAAAUCAGAGGAAAAGGAGCCAAACAAAAUGUAUUGAUGUGAUGAUUCCCUUAGUAAAGCUUCCUCUUAGUAAAAUAUGUGUUAUUUUGUCUAAGUGAUUUCUUCAUAAACAGCCCCUGUUGUGUAAGAGUGAACAGACUGUCACCUCUGCUCCACCUGGCUGUCUCAGUGCAGUCAGUGUGACUGUAUGUGGGAGAGGGAGAGACACAGUCGUCCUCUCAGACAGUCUGCUGAAUAUAGAGCAGCUCUGUGCUCCCAGCAGGACGUCAGGCAGCAGCUUCAGAGGCAGAUACACGUCCAACAUCAGCCUCCUGCUCGGUUUACUGCAGUGUUCAGCCUGAGCUUCGACCGAACAGCUCAGGUGUUAAAGGUCGUCUGCCAGUCACUAUUCUGUGCUAACACACCACGUCUCGACCUGGUCCAGGACUGUACAUGUUAUUGGUCUGUGUGGAUCUUAGUCGCUAUCACAGAUCUGCUCAUGAAAUUUGUUUUGUCUGUUGGAUUUCACAAGACUAGCUGUUCCCCCUGUGUCCCGUCUCUAUGCUAAGCUAACUUGCUAUAUAUCACUUCACAAAUGUUUUUUUUUCCAUCAUGCUUUAAAGUCUUUCCAACUAUUUACUAUUUUUAGUAUUUUCCUGUCACAAAUUUUCUGAGCGGUUCUGUGACUUAUUAUAAUGGUCCUGGAUCAGGACUACACUGUCGUGAAGUGUGACCAUUUUCAUGCCAAAAAAAAUCACGGUUUUUGCCAAAACUCUGGAAAAGGCGUUUGAAAACCAGAGUGAAAGCCCAGAAAAUAAUUGACAACAUCAUGUAUGAAAACUGAUCUAAAUGUCAGUUCAGAGUACAAAGCGUCACUUUGUCACGAUUGAAUUUACAUGUGUUUACUCAUGGUUAUUUAUUGAUGUCCUGGGAACCGAUGCCACGCUGAUGUUGUUUGUACAGAGUGAUGUGUGUUAUUUUACUGAAGAACAGAACGACUGCUCCAGUGGAGUAACUUGUGAUUUUUGGUUCUUUUUGGACAUUUCGUGCUGCAAUAAUUACCUAGAAGAAGAAGAUGAUGAUGAUGAUGAUGAUGAUGAUGAUGAUGAUGAUGAUGAUGAUGUGGUAGUUUUAAAGAGGUAGCCGAGCUCUUUCUGUAGCAUAGGUUUGUCUUCGUCGCCAUCCCACCGACACAACAAUCACCGACCACACUGAAAACACAACGGGCCUUAUCCAAGAAUCUUUCUCAGCAAAGCUGCAAGGCCUUUCAUCCUACAAAUUUAAACUCCACAUUCAUUCAGAUUCAGAUUAUGAUUCUCAAGUUUCUUUUCUCUUCAUGACUGGUCAGCAGGUACUCGCAUCUUUCAUUUAAAUUGUAAAUAUAGAGAGAAAUUGGAGAAAAGCAACAGGUUCCUUAUGUAUGUCGCUGGAACACGCCUCACAAGUACGUUCUGCCUGUUCGGUUCUUGCGUGAGGCCUGUUCCUCCCUGAUGUAGACUGAAGACUUGCAUCUAGUGGCCGUAACGGGUUCCACAGCUUCUGGACGACAUGACGACAUUUCCAUGUUUUAAAAAAAAAGAAGAACGCUUUGUGGCUUGCAUGGCUAAAAGAAGUUUUAAAAAAAAAAAAAAAGGAAAGGAAAAAACAUUGCCAGUGCGUGUAAUGAAAUCAAGUUCUCAUCCUUUUUUAUGGCACAAAUAAGAACUGACCUGAUGGGAGUGCGAAAUAUGGAAGACCAAUUCUGCCACUGGAAAAAACAACUUUUAUUUAAAUUAAAAGGUAUUUGUUCUCAUUGUUAUGACUUUGUAUCGCAUAGAAAUGUCACAAAAUUAUGAAAUAUUAUCAUAUCUUAUUAUGAGAAACAUCUUUUAUCAGCAUUUAGUUAGUAUCACAUACUUGUGGAAGUUUCUCAUAAUUAUAUUGUUUUUUUUUUAAAGAGAUACUAAGUCAUAAUGAGUUACCAGUUCAUAAGAUACCAUUAUAAGAUGAUAAUUCUGGCUUAGUACCCAUGAAAAUGAAAAGGUAAAUACAUAAUAAUGACUUGUUGGUGGAUUUUCUUCCAUAUGUCCGAAGGGGAGGUCAAGGAAUCACCAAAACCUAAUUCACAGCAAACAUAAGUGUACUGUAUUUUUCAUAUUAAAGAAUUAAACCUCAUUCACAGCCGAUCAUCAGCAGGUCGUUAAAUUAAAGGCGUUAAAGUACGGACACCCAUUUCUUAAUCUGUAUACAGUAUUUAAAGAAUGACCACCGCCUGUCCUCCAGUGGACGCCGCUUUAUGGCACCAGAUGUGGUUGUGAAAGCCUGUACUGACUCUUUGUUACGGUGAUUUAGUUCACAGUCUGCGCCCUGUUUUAAAUAUCGUUUAUGGAUGGAGAGGAUUCCUGUCCUGGUCCAUCCAGCUGUGGUGCUGUUUCACAGUGAAAGAACAUCUGUAAAGCACACGCCAAUGUAGAGUCGAUGGAAGGCCGCCUGAGAGACUCUCCUGAUCCCAGUCUGGUUUCCAGGCUCCUACAGGAAACCAGUAGCAGGGUUUGGAACAAGACUGGGGCCCCUCACAGCAACAGAGUCUCUUUAGGUCUCAGGCUGUUUGAUGAUAGAAAUACAUAGCACAAUAUUAGGAAAAGGCAUUCUGUUUAAUCAUGUCAAACUAUGCAACAGAUUCUGUAAUUGAAGCAUCUGAACCCUCAGUUCUCUCUUGUUAACUUCUCCUUUUCAUCUGCUUUGAGGAUUUCAACAUAAAAUAUCAUGAUACAUUGUGAAAUAUGUAAAUAAACUUCACUUCUGAUAAAAUGUGA
Seriola dumerili (greater amberjack) is the source of this 5420-nucleotide messenger RNA. RefSeq names its product vesicular, overexpressed in cancer, prosurvival protein 1 (gene vopp1b). The coding region runs from base 193 to 720 and encodes 175 amino acids. The record is from RefSeq and is a predicted model, not a curated record. The transcript has 5 exons. Gene Ontology annotation, cellular component: cytoplasmic vesicle membrane. Lineage: Eukaryota; Metazoa; Chordata; Actinopteri; Carangiformes; Carangidae.